CUAGUGACGACCCACAGGAACGGGACAGAAAAAAACAUGGGGAGAAUGUGAAAUAUAUUUUAGUAAAAAGUCUUCAGUUUCUACUCAAGAAAAGGAUGAUUCGAUCUGUCCCGGGUGGAAUAGGGAUUGAAAAGGAACCACUACACAGGAACAGCUACAACAGCAUCACCACAGUGCCCUGCCCUGCGAUCUGAGUGUGUGUUCCCUCCACCAGGGCACUGCGUGUGUAGCGCGUAGCUAAAUGGAGUCGGAGCAGCUCUUCAACAGGAACGGCUACUACAGGAACGGCUACAACAGCAUCACCAGCGCCAGCAGCGACGAGGAGCUGCUAGAUGGCGCAGGGGUUGUCAUGGACUUCCACACCUCUGAGGACGACAACCUUCUGGAUGGAGACGCCACCUCACCAGGAUCUAACUACGUCAUGUCUAACGGGGGCGGGGUGAUGAGCGGCACCACCCACCUGCUGGACUUCCUGGAGGAGCCCAUCCCGGGGGUCGGCACCUACGAUGACUUCCAUACCAUCGACUGGGUCCGGGAGAAGUGCAAGGACCGCGAACGCCACCGCAAGAUCAACGCUAAGAAGAAAGAUUCUGCGUGGGAGUUCACCAAGAGCCUGUAUGAUGCCUGGUCUGGAUGGCUGGUGGUGACGUUGACAGGACUGGCCUCAGGUGCCUUGGCGGGUCUGAUCGACAUCGCUGCUGAUUGGCUGAACGACAUCAAGGAGGGGGUGUGUCUGAAUGCCAUGUGGUUCAACCACGAGCAGUGUUGCUGGGGCUCCAACGAGACCACGUUCGCUGAGAGGGACAAGUGUCCUCAGUGGAAAAGCUGGGCGGGGCUUAUCCUGGGCCAGGAAGAGGGUCCUGGUUCCUACAUCAUGAACUACUUCAUGUACAUCUACUGGGCUUUGUCCUUUGCCUUGCUGGCUGUGUUACUGGUCAAGGUGUUCGCCCCCUACGCCUGUGGCUCAGGCAUACCUGAGAUAAAGACCAUCCUGAGUGGGUUCAUCAUCCGGGGUUACCUGGGGAAGUGGACCCUGCUGAUCAAGACGGUGACCCUGGUGCUGGCUGUAGCGUCUGGGCUGAGCCUGGGGAAAGAGGGACCCCUGGUCCACGUGGCCUGCUGCUGUGGAAACAUCUUCUCAUACCUCUUCCCCAAGUACAGCAAGAACGAGGCCAAGAAGAGAGAGGUCCUAUCUGCAGCGUCAGCGGCUGGGGUGUCUGUGGCUUUUGGUGCUCCCAUAGGAGGAGUACUCUUCAGCUUGGAGGAGGUGAGCUACUACUUCCCUCUGAAGACCCUGUGGAGGUCCUUCUUCGCUGCGUUGGUGGCAGCCUUCGUCCUCCGCUCCAUCAACCCGUUUGGCAACAGCCGUCUGGUCCUGUUCUACGUGGAGUACCACACCCCCUGGUACCUGUUUGAGCUUAUCCCCUUCAUCCUGCUGGGGGUGUUUGGGGGUCUCUGGGGGGCCUUCUUCAUCAAGGCCAACAUCGCCUGGUGUCGGAGGAGGAAGUCCACCCGCUUUGGGAAAUACCCCGUCCUGGAGGUCAUCUUCGUGGCGGCCAUUACCGCCGUGGUGGCGUUCCCCAACCCGUACACGCGGCAGAACACCAGCGAGCUAAUUAAGGAGUUGUUCACUGACUGCGGGCCGCUGGAGUCGUCCCAGCUUUGCCAGUACAGGAGCCAUAUGAAUGGGAGUAAGGCGUUUGUGGAUGCGUCACCUAACAAGCCGGCGGGAUCCGGGGUGUACACCGCUAUGUGGCAGCUGUGCCUGGCACUCGUCUUCAAGAUCAUCAUGACCAUAUUCACCUUCGGACUCAAGGUUCCGGCGGGCCUGUUCAUCCCCAGUAUGGCCAUCGGGGCGAUCGCCGGGCGGAUUGUUGGCAUCGCUGUGGAGCAGCUGGCGUACUACCACCACGACUGGUUAGUGUUCAGGGAGUGGUGCGAGGUAGGCACCGACUGCAUCACCCCAGGACUCUACGCCAUGGUGGGGGCUGCCGCAUGUCUGGGUGGUGUGACGAGGAUGACCGUGUCUCUCGUGGUCAUUGUGUUUGAGCUGACUGGCGGUCUGGAAUACAUUGUACCCCUCAUGGCGGCCGUCAUGACCAGCAAGUGGGUGGGCGACGCCUUUGGGCGCGAGGGCAUCUACGAGUCACACAUCCGCCUCAACGGGUAUCCUUUCCUGGACGCCAAGUCGGAGUUCACACAUACCACGCUGGCGCGGGAGGUGAUGCGGCCGCGGCGUAGUGAUCCGCCGUUAGCGGUGCUGACGCAGGACGACCUGACGGUGGAGGAACUCCAGGGGAUCAUCAACGAGACCAGCUACAACGGCUUCCCUGUCAUUGUCUCCAAGGAGUCUCAGAGACUCGUGGGCUUCGCCCUGCGCAGGGACAUUACCAUCGCUAUAGAUAAUGCGCGGCGAAAGCAGGAGGGUAUCCUGCUGACCUCGCGGGUCUACUUCACACAGCACGCCCCCACCCUGCCCGCCGACAGCCCGCGGCCCCUCAAGCUGCGCUCCAUCCUGGACAUGAGCCCCUUCACCGUCACCGACCACACGCCCAUGGAGAUCGUGGUGGACAUCUUCCGCAAGAUGGGCCUCCGCCAGUGUCUGGUGACGCACAACGGGAUUGUAUUGGGCAUCAUCACUAAGAAGAAUAUAUUAGCGCAUCUGGAGGAGCUCAAGGAACACACGGAGCCCCUGGCGUCUCCUUGGUAUUAUCACAAAAAAAGAUAUCCUUCGUCAUAUGGCCCAGAUGACCAACCAAGACCCCGACAACAUAAUGUUCAACUAGUCACCUCCUUCCCAGGUCGUCACGACGAGGAGAGCGAGGAGGAGGUGGUGCACCUACUGGAGGGUCAAGGCUCCUUUCUAUGACACACAGCCCCCGACCCCCAAACCUCCCACCCCAUGGAACCCUGUCCUUAACCAGACUGACUGAUCCCCACAGAACCCUCUAGUGGCCCCAGGAUGGAAGAGACAGACAGACAGACUAAAGAGACAUGAAAUGGCUGUUUUGAAGGAUGUUCCGUCCCCAUAGUCUUAGCUACUACGGACUGGGACAUAUAUACCCAAGGAACACACACAUACACACACCUCCACUCACAUACACUCAGACACACACAUACAGGAGCUCACACUCACUCAUACAAACACAGAUUCCACACAAGAGCAAGCUCGCGCACACUAGCCCAAUUGCACCUCACACACACACACACACACACACUCUUCAUGCUCCUCUACCCUUGUCCUCUUCCUAUUGGUUUAUGCUAGCGGACAUUGCUGUGAUCCUGAUGCCUAGCUGCCAGGGUGAGAGGUCAGAAUGAUCCGCGAGGAGGGACCUUCAGACACCUCGACUGCUGAUUGGCUGUCUGCCAUGUCUGUCAGUUGCCCUGCCAGGCUCUGCCCCCACUGUGUCCCUCCCUCACACCCCGUCCAUCCUCGAAAUAAUUGUUUACCUGUGAACUGUGUGUGAGAGAGCAAUAAAGAGUGCUUAUGUGUGUGUCACGAGCACCUCGACAUUCCAUUCAGGUUGUCAUAAUAACCCGAGACAGCACACUCUCCCACCCCCCUAAAGACAACCGCUGUCUAAUAUUAGACUGGGCCUCGACCCAAGGGAGAUUGCUUUAAUGUGUGUGUGAGGAGAGAGAGCUAGAGGGUAGUGAAGGGUACAAGCAGGAUGUACUGUAGUAGUUAGUUAAUGACUGACUGUAUGGAUGUGUGUUGUAGUUAAAGAUCUAUGUGAAAACAGAUAGUCAUCGGUUACAUUCUCCCUGUUGAAGUAAAGAACUGUGUGAGUGUCCAAUGAGGAUAGAGACCUAGAGACCAUCCCACAGUGAAGGUGGGCAGUUUGUAUAAAUAAAUAAAUGAAGGUUGAGUUAUUCUGUUUACUCUUAACUGGAGAUAACUUUUUCAUUUUUUUUUUGUACUAUUGCUACUACUUUUAGUAUUGAUAUCUACAUAAUCAAGUAACUUUUUACGGCUUGUAACGAGACAAAGUCAAGACUGGAAAACUGCACUCUUUUCUUUCCAAGUGAACAAAAUAAAUGAUGAUGAUGAUGUCGAUGGUAAUACUGCACAGUAA
This is a messenger RNA of Coregonus clupeaformis (lake whitefish), 4076 nucleotides long. Its product is annotated as H(+)/Cl(-) exchange transporter 3-like. Gene Ontology annotation, biological process: chloride transport; transmembrane transport. Gene Ontology annotation, cellular component: synaptic vesicle; Golgi apparatus; early endosome. The record is from RefSeq and is a predicted model, not a curated record. Gene Ontology annotation, molecular function: voltage-gated chloride channel activity. NCBI's taxonomy places the organism in Eukaryota, Metazoa, Chordata, Actinopteri, Salmoniformes, Salmonidae. Bases 242 to 2869 code for a protein of 875 amino acids. The transcript is spliced from 15 exons.